AUGACAGCGCAAGCAUUUAGGAGCUCUGGACUUCCAAUGGAGAUGGCGAUCGGAGCUCUAGGCAAACACUUAGAGCGAGUUGAAACACAACUCGAGGCAGAGGACCUUCAACAUCAAAUACGAGUCAUGGAGAACUUCAAUUACUUAGCUGAGCAACGUAUCACAGUCCACGACAUGAAAGCUGGAGAGAAUGCCUUGCAGAUUAUUUUCAACAAGGGCCAAGGGGUAAUUGAUGCCAGUAAUGUUCAAGCAGGCCACAGGGCGCUCCAGUUGUUUGGCAACGGCGACAUGAUCUCCUUUCGAACUGCUGUGUCAGAGCAUACGUCGCGGACACGCCUUUGUUUGGGUUCGGAAUGUGGCCCAGGCACUGCAGAGCCGACUCGUCUACAAGACGGUCUCGCCGCCCGCAUCAAGGAGGACAAUCCGGCAACGGCAGCAGAGUCCGUUCACAACAACUUCCCUAGCGAUGAGGUCCAAAAACCCUUGCCAGGAAGAUAUAUCAGCUGGAAGCGGAUCAUGCCCUUUAGAAAGACGAGACACGAGCCCAAAAGUCAGUGA
Messenger RNA from Zasmidium cellare ATCC 36951, 558 nucleotides. RefSeq lists its product as uncharacterized. The transcript has a single exon. The record is from RefSeq and is a predicted model, not a curated record. NCBI's taxonomy places the organism in Eukaryota, Fungi, Ascomycota, Dothideomycetes, Mycosphaerellales, Mycosphaerellaceae. The coding region runs from base 1 to 558 and encodes 185 amino acids.